AUGGCCCCGCUGCUGGCGCUGCUGCUGGCGGCCCUGCUGGGCUCGGGCCGGGCGUGCCCGGAGCCCUGCGCUUGCGUGGACAAGUACGCGCACCAGUUCGCCGACUGCGCCUACAAGGAGCUGCGGGCCGUGCCCGCGGGGCUCCCCUCCAACGUGACCACGCUGAGCCUCUCGGCCAACAAGAUCAGUUCGCUGCCCCGCGGCGCCUUCGCCGAGGUGACCCAGGUGAGCUCGCUGUGGCUGGCGCACAACGAGAUCGCCGCCAUCGAGCCCGGCGCGCUGGCCGUGCUGGUGCAGCUGAAGAACCUGGACAUCAGCCACAACCAGAUCGUGGAGUUCCCCUGGCGGGACCUGCGCAACCUCAGCGCGCUGCAGCUGCUCAAGAUGAACAACAACCGCAUGGCCGCGGUGCCGCCGGACGCCUUCCGCACGCUCAAGGACCUGCGCUCGCUGCGCAUCAACAACAACCGCUUCGCCACGCUGGCCGAGGGCAUCUUCGACUCGCUGGGCUCGCUGUCGCACCUGCAGAUCUACAACAACCCCUUCGAGUGCACCUGCGCGCUGCGCUGGCUGAAGCGCUGGAUGGAGAGCACGCUCAUCUCCAUCCCCGAGAAGGAAUCCAUCGCCUGCGCGCUGCCCGAGCGCCUCCGCGGGGUGCCGCUGGCCAGGCUGCCCGAGCUGCGCUGCGCCGCGCCCGCCGUCAGCCUCAGCUCCUCGCCCAGCCUGGAGGCGGCCGAGAUGCCGGACGGCUUCGCGCUGAGCCUGCACUGCUCCGCCAGCGGCUCGCCGCCCCCCGAGCUGCGCUGGAAGAUCCGCACGGCCGGACAGAGCCUGGAGCUGGGCGGGAGCGGAGCGGAGAGCGCGGCCAAGGAGGCGGCGCGGGCGGAGCCCGAGCGCUUCGUGGCCUUCAAGAACGGCACCUUGCUGAUCCCGCGGGUGAGCAAGCGCGAGGAGGGCACCUACACCUGCGUGGCCACCAACGAGGUGGGCACCAACCACUCCUCGCUCAGCGUGGCGGUGGCGGGAGCGCAGAAAUACCCGGCGGCGGCCGGCAGGGACCCGCUGGGCGGCAAGGCGCAGCAGGGAGACAAAAAAACCGGCGCCAAGGCGGCCAAAAACAGCGUGCUGACCCCCGAGGAGAGCGGCAAGGCGCAGGGCCCCACCCGGCAGAGCCGGCCCUCCCCGGCGGCGGGGCAGGAGCCUGAGGGCCGGGUCCCCGCCGAGCCGCCGGGGCUGGAGGAGAAGUGCGGCUCCUCGGCGGGAGACACCAAGUACAUCUCCAACCACGCCUUCAACCGCAGCGGCGACUUCAAGCAGCACAGCUUCGAGCUGGGCGUCAUCGCCCUGGACGUGGCCGAGCGCGACGCCCGAGUGCAGCUGACGCCCACCCAGCCCGGCUCGGGCCACCUGGGCGUGCUCUAUCUGUGCCAGCAGGGCCGCCAGGGCCACUCCCUGCUGCAGUGGUCGCAGAUCGAGGCCGGCGUCAACUCGUACUGGUUCCAGGGCCUGAGCCCCGGCACCAACUACUCGGUGUGCCUGAGCUCGCCGGGCGAGGAGUGCCGGGUGCAGGUGGUGUUCACCACCAAGAAGGAGAUCCCGUCGCUCAUCAUCAUCGUGGUGGUGGCCAUCUUCCUGCUGCUGCUGGCCACGCUGCCGCUGCUGGGCGCCACGUGGUGCCACCUGCUCGCCAAGCUGCGGGCCAAGCCCUACAAGUUGAUCGUCAAGGCGCAGAACCCCGACCAGAUGGAGAAGCGCAUGGCCGCCGACUUCGACCCCCGCGUCUCCUACCUGGAGUCCGAGAAGAACUUCGACGCCGGCGAGGCGGGCGAGGCCGAGGAGGAGGAGGAGGAGGAGGAGGGAGAUGAAGAAGGAGCGCGGUGGCGGCGCGGGAGGGAGGGGGAAGGCGCGGCGGAGCUGGAGCGGGAGGAGAGCGUGGCCGCCAGCUCCAUGGCGGAGUCGCAGUCCAAGGGCGGCGCCGAGGAGUUCGAGGUGCGCUCCGAGUACAGCGACAAGCUGCCCCUGGGCGCCGAGGCGGUCACCAUCUCCCCGGAGAUCAACGGCAACUACCGGCAGCGGAUCCCGCUGCUCCCGGAUCCCCCCACCCCCUCUCCCGCCGGAUUCCGCUGCUCCCGGAUCCCCCCAUUCCAGUUUCUGCUGGAUCCCGGUCCUCCCGGAUCCCUGCCACUCCCGCUCCCGCCGGUCCCCGGUGCUCUCCGCUGGAUCCCGGUAGCCCCGGUAGCCCUGCUGGUCCCAGUGGUCCCGGUGCCCUCGGUAGCUCCGGUGGCCCCGGUAGCCCUGGUGGCCCCGCUGAUCCCGUUAGCCCCAGUGGCCCCAGUAGCUCCGGUAGCCCCGGUGGUCCCGGUAGCCCCGGUGGUCCCAGUAGCCCCAGUGGCCCCGGUAUCCCCGAUAGCUCCGGUGGCCCCGGUGGUCCCGGAAGAGAAGGGCCCGGGAGCGGCGGGGCCGAGGUCCGGAGGAGCGGGGACCAGCGGGGCUGCACCGCCGGACGGGAGGAUGAGGAGGGCGCUCGGUGUCCUGGCGCUGCUGGCGCUGCUGUCCCCGGGCCUGGCCUGUCCCAGCCUCUGCUCCUGCUCGGCCAAGAGGAACGGGCGGCUGCUGGCCGAGUGCGCCUACCGGGAGCUCCGCGACGUCCCCCGGGGCUUGUCCCCCAAUGUCACCAUCCUGACGCUCUCCGCCAACCGCCUGAGCCGCCUGGGCCGAGCCUCGCUGGCCGAGGUGCCCGAGCUGCAGUCGCUGUGGCUGGGCUACAACCACAUCUCGGCCGUGGAGCCCGGCACCUUCUCGCGGCUGCCGCAGCUCAAGAACCUGGACCUGAGCCACAACCGGCUGACGGAUUUCCCCUGGCAGGACCUGCGCGGGCUGGGAGCGCUGCAGAUCCUCAAGCUGAGCAACAACCGGCUGUCCUCGCUGCCGGCCGGGGCCCUGAGCGGCCUCCGGGAGCUGCGCUCGCUCUGGCUCAACGACAACGAGCUCACCACGCUGGCCCGCGGAACCUUCGAGGCGCUGCCGGCGCUGGCGCAGCUCCAGCUUUUCCGCAACCCCUUCAACUGCUCCUGCAAACUCUUCUGGCUCAAGGAAUGGGCCGAGGCCACCUCGGCCGUCAUCUCGGGCUCGGGCUCCACGCUGUGCGCCGCCCCGCCGAGGCUGCGGGGGAGGCCGGUCAGGGAUAUUCCCGGAGAGUUGUGCGUGGCUCCCACGGCGCAGCUGACCUACCUGUCCGGGAAUCGCGGGGAUGGGGAGAGCCGGGAGGGGCUGACGCUGAGCCUGCACUGCAGCGUGGCCGGCAGCCCCCCGCCCGAGAUCCACUGGCGGAUCCGCACGGCCGCUCGCCGCUUGGACAUCCACGGGCCCACGGUGGCCCGUGACGGAGGCGUCAAAGCGGGCGGGAGGCGCUUCCUGGCCUUCAAGAACGGCACCGUGGCCAUCCCGGAUUUCGGGAAGGAGGAUGAAGGCACCUACACCUGCCUGGCCAUCAACGAGGUGGGGACGCGCGAUGUGUCGGUCAACGUGGCGCUGUCCGGCUCCGGGAACCCGGCCGAGGAGCUGCCCAGGGAUGACCCCCAGGCCGGGCAGCCCGGAGGGAAAAGCUGCUCCAAGGGGGACGAGCUGGAUCCAUCCGGGAUGGGAGAGAAGUUGGUCAUCGUCUACCGCCUGCCCAAGGAGGUCCGGAGCGCAGCGGCAGCGGCAGCCCGGGAAUUCCGCCCGGGAAUUUGGCCGCUGGUUCUGCUGAUGUUGCUGUUCUGGUGAAGGGGGAGCAGUGGUUUUUUUGGGGGGGGGAAAAUUCCUUUUUUCCCAUAGUUUUUUUCCCUCUCGCGGAGCCUUUGCUGAGCUUCUAGGAUCCCGGUGGGUCCAGCCCUUCCCAAUCCUGGAGGGGCUCAGGGAAUGCGGGGCAGAUCCAGGCCAGAUCCAGCUGGGAUCAGCCUCUACUUCCCGCUUUUCUCCCAGCCCGGAUCCAGGUGCUGGAGCCAGGACAAUCCCACCCCAGAUCCCGCCCAGGGAUCCAAGGAAAAAGUGCCUUCCCCUGGGAAUGGGCUCCCAGGGGACCCAGGGGCUUGGAUCGGGAAGAAUUUCCCGGGUUUUCUCCUAGUAGGAGCUCCGGGAACACCCCGAGCUUCCAUCCCGAACUCCCAUCCCGAGCUCCCAUCCUGAGCUCCCAUCCCGAGCUCCCAUCCUGAGCUCCUCCUGGAAUGCCGCAGGAAUUCCAACACCGCCAUCCCAAAAAACCCGUCUGGGCUGGACCCACCGCUCGAGCCAAAGAUUCACAAAGCAUUCCCAGUGGGAAUGGGGGGAAGAUGGGGAAAAGCAGGGAAGCGGAGCUGCCUUUAAGCCAUGAACAUUCCCGAUGUGCUCCGGAAUUCCCGGCAGGACAAACAUUCCUUAUCCAGCUUAUCCCGGGAAUCCCUCAGAGGGUGGGGAUUUGGGAAUGGAUCCAGCUCUGGAAUUCCCAGUGGGAUCUGGGCCCCUGUAGGGCCAGCAAUUAACGCCUUUAAUUAACGCCUUUAAUUAAGAAAUACCUGUAAUAAACACCUUGAAUAGAGGAACGGUUUUUAAUGAAUGCAUUUAAUUAAUGAGCACUUUGAAUUAAUAAUGACUUCUUAAUAAACACCUUGAAUAAACUCCUCGGGUUUUUCUAAACCA
Messenger RNA from Pseudopodoces humilis (Tibetan ground-tit), 4656 nucleotides. The record is from RefSeq and is a predicted model, not a curated record. NCBI's taxonomy places the organism in Eukaryota, Metazoa, Chordata, Aves, Passeriformes, Paridae.